AUGUGCUACUGCACAUCGGAACGCUACACUCCCUCAGCCUGGACACCUCACACCAGCGACGAGCAAGCUGGCGGCGACAGCAGCAAAGUGCAAGAGCAGCUGACAGACGUCAAGGACAUCGUGGCCUCUGGCCUGGGUUUCGCCGCGCUCCGCGCCGCUGGCGAUGUGGUGGCCUGGGGACGGUCAACGGACAUCUCGCCUGUCCGUCAGCAGCUAAUCGACGUUCAACAGCUCACGGCCGCGGGGGCCGCCUUUGCCGCCCUCCUGCGCGAUGGCCGGGUGGUGUCGUGGGGUGUGAAGGAGUGUGGGGGCGACUCGAGCCGAGUUCAAGCGCAACUGGAGGACAUCCAGCAGGUGCAGGCCUCCGGGGCUGCGUUUGCGGCACUGCGCCGGGACGGCCGUGUGGUGACCUGGGGCCUACCCGACUCGGGAGGGGACUCCGAAGCCUUUGCGACCGCGCUGGUGUCGCUGAACGAGUUCGUGAAGCUCAUGUACAAGUACGAGCUCGCCAUGUGGCCAGACAGCACGGACGAGGAAUUGGCCCGUGUCGUUCGCGUUGUUGAUGCUGCAAUCGACAGGUGGCACCACGCCGCAGGCAACUGGUACAAGGUCUUCCUCUUCAUCGACACACAGGGCUCAGGAACCAUCACCUACGAAGACCUGCGGCGCUUUCUGCGAGGCGGCUACCCUGAUCUUCAUCUCGACACCAAGGAGCUACCAAACGAGGACGUCUACCGCCUAUGGAAGGUCCUGGACCCGAACGCGAGUAUGAGGAUACGAAAGAGCGACUUCCUAGCGCACAUGCGAAG
This is a messenger RNA of Symbiodinium natans, 809 nucleotides long. Lineage: Eukaryota; Dinophyceae; Suessiales; Symbiodiniaceae. The record is from the annotation of a GenBank genome assembly.